AUUGCCUCCAAAGACAAAAAAUACUUCUAAACAAGCCAGAUUGGCUGAUGCUCAAGUCAAACAGAAGGAGACAUCAAAAGGAAGAGCUAAAGUCCAACCUAUUGUGUUCAGGCAGAGAACAGGCACCCGUGGAUUUAUAUCAGAUGUAACUGUUAAACGCAGAGAAGAGUCUUUGCUGUUUGAACUAGACAGAGUUAAACAGGA
Molecule: messenger RNA, 204 nt
Organism: Lymnaea stagnalis (great pond snail)
Lineage: Eukaryota; Metazoa; Mollusca; Gastropoda; Lymnaeidae
Source: the annotation of a GenBank genome assembly